Molecule: messenger RNA, 1454 nt
Organism: Trypanosoma cruzi
Lineage: Eukaryota; Euglenozoa; Kinetoplastea; Trypanosomatida; Trypanosomatidae
Product: glycosylphosphatidylinositol (GPI) anchor, putative
Exons: 1
Source: RefSeq, a predicted model, not a curated record
AUAUACGUCCUGUCGGUGUACUUCACCCAGUCACUGGCCGUUUUGGUGCUGCGGCUGGUUUGGGGACCCGUCAUUGGUGCUCUUAUCAUCUCGCCCAACGUGACACGGUGUGCACACAACACGUUAGCGCCAUUCUUAGCGGAGGACGCAGCGGAAAAGGUGUUGAGGAAAAAAUUCCAAAGGGCAUCUUCCGGGCAGGGUUGGUCACAAUGCAGGAUUUUUUUUCCUCUUCUUUCCAUCACUUUAAUUUUGGCGUGUCACAGUCGGAACUGCCAGCGGAAAACAUGAAUGAAGAGACGGAGAUCCAACUCCUUUUUCGCAUGGCGUUUGUUGCUCGAAAGGGCGACUUUGAUUUACUUGCAAAUCAUUGGAAACGGUCGCUUCCCACAUAUUCCGAUCGUCUCAUCUUCUUUUAUGGGCCCAAUGUGAAUAAAAAAUUUCAGGACGCCAUACGAUCACUGCCGUCUUCCUCUCAUGUUGAGGGCGUCUCUGGAGACAAAGAGGCCUUGAAGGACGAGAAGCGAAGCUUCAGCUCGGAGCUGGCACCCACAGCUCAUUAUUACAUCUCCAGCGUGGGACACGACCGCGGAACAUAUCGACUGGUUAUACAUCCGCCGAUGAGAAGAACGAACACAAUAAGUGCCGAUGAGCACCACGAACCGGGCCGAUGGAAUGGAUUGAGGGUGGGGGAUACAUUGGAUUCGUUGCUUAUUUUCCCUCUCCAUGUGAUUCGUCCAUCUCUUUAUGAAAUGCACUCGGGCCCAGACGGAUCGACAAUUUUAGAGAACGCGUUUUUUGACGACAAUGCCAAUGCUCUUUUGGUAUUAUUGAAAACUGUACUUACGGAAACUCAUGUAAACUCGCUUCAUAGAAGUGACAAUAACAACGGCACAGCUCCGUAUGGUUUUGUUGUUUGUGAAUUUCCAUUUAGGUUUGGUUGGGCUGCACUGAAAGACAUGCCUCAUGAUGCGAACAGCCAUCGAAUUCUCCCACAGCCAGUCAUUCGCGUUGGUCGACGAUUUGGAAAAACUGAACUUAAAAAAUUUGCCGGCCCUCAUUCCGCCAAUAAUAAUGGGAAUAAGCGUUGGUCUGAGCGUUGCCUGGCUUCUCAAUGUGCUUCUUUUGCUUCAAUGCAAAUUGAUCACCAGGCGUCGUUAGAGCGCCUCACGGACUCCCUUUUUCGGAAUCAUUCUCGGAGUGAAAUUGGCUCUUCUUGUUUCUGCUACUAUUGGCUCCGAUGUAGCAAUGUUGCUGGCACCACCAUCCCUACCCCUGAUCCGGCGAUGGUGUUCAAUGUCAUCUCAUUGGGUGUGUUCUUCUCUGGGGUUUUGACGGCCGGUGUAAGUCGUAUCACACGAAUGAUGUUUGACAGAAAGGAAGGACAAGACUUCGGUGAAGAAGGAUCCACACUAAACCGCUCGAUUGACGUUGAAGGAAAGAAGCAAAAAAAGUAG